Messenger RNA from Nematolebias whitei (Rio pearlfish), 657 nucleotides. RefSeq names its product organic solute transporter subunit alpha-like. Gene Ontology annotation, molecular function: transporter activity. Gene Ontology annotation, biological process: transport. NCBI's taxonomy places the organism in Eukaryota, Metazoa, Chordata, Actinopteri, Cyprinodontiformes, Rivulidae. The record is from RefSeq and is a predicted model, not a curated record. The coding region runs from base 1 to 657 and encodes 218 amino acids. The transcript is spliced from 6 exons.
AUGCUCCCUGGACUUUCUGUAGGGGGUGGGAGUCUGGCUGUGGAGACCCCGGAUGACAGAAACUCAAAUCUUUUUGUUCUUUCUCUUUCAGGUUUGGACACAUUCGGCAUCAUUCUGUACUCUGUUCUCACGUUCAUGGCCGUCGUGUCCCUGCUGGUUUUUCUAGAAGAAUGUGUGUAUAUUUACAGAAAAGUCCCGGCUAACAAGAAGAGUUUAAUCGUCUGGGUGAACGGGGCCGCGCCGGUGAUCAGCACCAUGUCGUGUCUGGGAAUGUGGAUCCCCAGAGCGGUCAUGUUCACGGACAUGACCUCAGCCUGCUACUUUGCCAUCGUGGUGUUCAAGUUCCUGAUCAUGAUGCUGGAAGAGCUCGGGGGCGACGAGGCCUUCCUGAAGCGCUCCAGCAAACACAAACUGAGGAUCAGCACGUGGCCCUGCUGCUGCUGCUGCCCCUGCCUCCCACACGUGGCCAUCACACGGCGCUCCCUCUUCCUGCUCAAACUCGGCUCCUUCCAGUUCGCCCUCCUGAAGGUCGUCUUCUCCAUCCUCUCCAUUGUCCUCUGGACCAACGGGAACUUUGACGUGGCUGAUCAUGCAGGAGGCUCGAGACAAGCCCAGGAAAGAGACAACGGAGAGCGGGUGCACUUUAGCCGAGGAUAA